Molecule: messenger RNA, 1188 nt
Organism: Penicillium griseofulvum
Lineage: Eukaryota; Fungi; Ascomycota; Eurotiomycetes; Eurotiales; Aspergillaceae
Product: putative sister chromatid cohesion protein Dcc1
Exons: 4
Coding region: 1-1188 (395 amino acids)
Biological process (GO): mitotic sister chromatid cohesion; maintenance of mitotic sister chromatid cohesion
Cellular component (GO): chromatin; nucleus; chromosome, centromeric region
Source: RefSeq, a predicted model, not a curated record
AUGUCUACUCAAGACGCGCGUGGUAUUCUGUUCACGCAUACCCGUCCACAAGAAGGGUUCCGGUUACUGGAACUUACCCCAGAACUGGAAGAACUACUGACAUCAAAAGAUGCGCCUAUUCUCGAACUCAAAUCGCCCUCCGCAGCCCUCGCACAAGCAGUAGUCGACCCCGCCGCCCACGAUUACGUUAACCUAUGCACACCAACACAAACAUAUCGCAUCCGCCAAGUCCAGUCCUCAAACUCCCUGCACAUCCUCCGCCCAAGCCGCGGCGAAAUCUCCCAAGCAGACAUAAAAGUCGUUGAGGACGAUGCCGGCGAAAGUGGCACAUUGAACCUUCCAGAUGAAGCUGUAACGGCCAUUGCAAAGUGUUCUUCGACACUAGAACUGCACAUCCCCCCGGGAGGGUUCUCGGCCAUUCCGUUCUUGGAGAAGAGCCUACGGCUAUAUGACCGACGCAGUGACGAUGACGGAGACAUAGCGAUGGGCGGUUCAGCUGACUCCACGGGGCCCCUAAGCUCCGAGGAGAUGCGCACGGCUAGGGAUAAUUUGUGUCAGGAUAUCCCUGUGUCAACAGCGCAGUGCGAGCAGGGCUGGAUGGAGCUUUGUGCAUUUGUCGAUGGGGCUGGAGAGAUGGCGUGUUGGCGGCCCUCAGCGCGGUCUCGAUUAGCUGUCUGGAAGCGGUUAGUUGAGGGCGCUGUUUUGCAGGGCAUUGAUCUCGAGAAGCAGUUUCUCGUUGGGGACUUGUGGAAGUCUGUUCUAGAUGAUGAUGAGGAGAUGGAGCCGCCCUUCCCACGCGCGUUGUUGGAGGCUGUUGUGAGGCGCAUCUGCAUUGCGAAUGAAAGGCCGCCUUUGGUGGAUGAUAUUAAAUGGGCGAGCUUUGAUAAGUCUGAGUGUACGCAGUGGGUGGGCGAGACAUAUCUGGCUGCCACUGCCCCGACUGCCUCGUCUGCUAUUGUAAGAAGUGAUUUCCUUCGCGCCUGGAAGGACUGUCUACCUGAGACAUGGAGAGGAGAGGCAACGCUGUCAUUGCUGGAUGGCUGCUACAACAGUCCCGACCCCACGACUAUUUACUUUGUUGAACCAGCGCAACGGAAUCCAACGAACAAAACUACAUCUGCACCAGCCACAGCCGCGAAGGCUAAGAAUACCAGGAAUUGGCACGAACUGCUCAAAGGCCGUCGUUGA